This is a messenger RNA of Cucurbita pepo subsp. pepo (vegetable marrow), 1061 nucleotides long. NCBI's taxonomy places the organism in Eukaryota, Viridiplantae, Streptophyta, Magnoliopsida, Cucurbitales, Cucurbitaceae. The record is from RefSeq and is a predicted model, not a curated record.
UUCACCAUUGUUCCUGGUCGAGUCUUUGGAGCUCUGCCGCAGACGCUCUUCCAACUGAAGAACCUCCGUUUUCUUGCUAUCAGUCGCAACUUCAUCUCCGGUACUCUCCCUGCGAAUCUCGGCGAGAUUCGGAGUUUGAGGACUCUGGACCUCAGUUUCAAUCAACUAACCGGAGAAAUUCCUCGCUCCAUCGGAACGAUUACGGAGUUAUCCAAUGUCAUUCUCUGCCAUAAUCGCCUCACAGGCACAGUCCCUGUGUUUCCGUACCGUAGCCUUAAUCGUCUUGAUCUGAAGCACAACAAUCUCACCGGACAUCUUAUACCGGACUCUCUUCCUCCUUCUCUCCAAUACCUCUCUCUCUCAUGGAACCGCCUGAACGGCCCUGUCUUCCGCCUCCUCAGCCGCCUAAAUCAGUUGAACUAUCUCGACCUCAGCCUGAACCAGUUCACCGGAACAAUUCCAACGCGUAUCUUCAGUUUCCCGAUCGUUAACCUCCAGUUGCAACGGAACCUCUUCACCGGUCCAGUCCUGCCGGCUGCUCAGGUGGCGAUUCCAACCGUCGAUCUCAGCUACAAUCGUCUCUCCGGUCCGAUAUCGCCAAUGUUCUCCACCGUGCAGAAUCUUUACCUGAACAACAACCACUUCACGGGAGAAGUUCCAAACAGCCUCGUGGACCGAUUGUUGGCUGCUAAUAUUCAAAUUCUGUAUUUGCAGCACAAUUUUCUGACCGGAAUUGAGAUCAAUCCGACGGCGGAGAUUCCUCUGAGUAGCUCAUUGUGCUUGCAGUACAAUUGUAUGGUGCCGCCGAUACAAACACUGUGCCCGGAGAAGGCCGGCAACCAGAAAACUCGGCCAACGGAACAGUGCGGCGAAUGGAGAGGGUAAAAUUUGGAAAGUAAUUAAUUAAUUAGGAGCAUAAAAAGAAAGUAAUUAAAGGUGAAAAAAAAUAAUAAAGAAAAUUAUUUUUUUUAAUAUAGUUUCCGAUAAUUAAUUAAUUAAUAUACACAAAAUCUUUGCUGCAGAGAAUGUGUUUUCUUUUUUUCUUUUCUUUUUUUCUUUUU